Messenger RNA from Stylonychia lemnae, 1521 nucleotides. Lineage: Eukaryota; Ciliophora; Spirotrichea; Sporadotrichida; Oxytrichidae. The record is from the annotation of a GenBank genome assembly.
AUGAACUUAGAUCCUCAUGGAAAUAGGCAGAUUGGUACAUCAAUUUCUUCCCCUAAUUACAGCUCAUAUCCAUCGAAUUCACAAUUUGACAACAGAGAUGAGACUAUAGCUAAACUCUAAGAGAUAAAUGAGAAGUUUAGAUCGAGAGUAGCUGAAUUGGAGGAUAUUGUAUUUCAAGCAUUAGAUAAGAUUCAGUAGCCAGAUAAUGAAGAUAAAGCAGAAAGGAAUUUCUUUUCACACAGAGUUUAGCCUCUUGAAGACAUUUCUGAAAUCUCAGAAAGAAAUCUAAUGCUUAAGCAAAUGUAGCAAGAGAUUAAUUUACAGAAAUAAAAUAUUAAGUCUCUGAAAAACAAACUCGAAGCAGUAACCAAUGUGCAAAGAAACACUGAUAUAGAAAACCAAACAUUGGACCUAGAAAGACAAAACAAAGAAAGAAUGAAACUAUUCAAUUCACUAAUGAACAGAAAUGAAGAGUAAAAAAGAGAGUUACAAAUGCUAAACGAAGAUACUGAGUUUGGGCAUUAGAUGGAUUAAAUUAACAGAGAACUGGCAAAAUGGAAAGAUAAGCAUAAAAUGCUUGCGCAGUACAAAAAAGAAGAAGAUAUGAAUUUUAAGAGCAAAUUUGAUCAUUUAAUGAAAGUUGAAUAAGAGAGGUCAAGGAUCAAAGAAGCGAUAAGCAUGAUUGUUUAUGCACCCAUGGAUUAAAAUAAUAAGCGUGGCAAAUCAUAGGCUCUAACUGGAAUGAAAAAGACAAAGUUUGCAGACUAGGAUCAAGAUGUAGAUCAACUUUUAAAAACAAGAAAUGCUAUAGAAAAAGUUAUAGACUAAAAUACAAGACGAUAUCUUCUUACCAAAAAAGAAAUGGAAUAUAAAGAACAAGAGCUUGUAGAAGAGAUUGAAAAUCUUAAACUUCUUAUAGUUAACACAGAGAGAAUGAACGAGUUUUAUUUUGAGGAAGUGAAAGAGCUGAAUUAACUAAAUAAAACUCUGAAAGAAGAUUUAGCAUUUCAACAGCGGAACUCUAUUCUUGAACAAGCAACAGAUGAUGAAUAUGGUAUUAAUUAGAAUUCUGGAAGAAAUAAAAGUCUGAGUCAUUCAAAGUAAAGAACUAGAGCAAAAAGUAGAGCAAAUUAGAAUUUUUCAGUUUCAAAAUCUGUAAGUAACCUUCAUAAAGUUAAGCAGUCACAAGAUAAUACAGAUUUCAAAAUCAUAAAAAAAGUAGAUCACCCUGAUAAUCCACCUGCAUAUAAUAAUAGACAGUUCAAUGACAGUAUAAAUGAUAGAUAUGGCGAAACUCCAAAUACUCAACCCAAAAAAUCUAAUCUUAAAAGAGAAAAUGAGAUAAUUUUCAGAUAUGAUAAUAAAGAAAUAUAAGGUGUAUCUGCAAUAAAUAUGCAAAACUAGAGAAGUCCAAAAAUAGAAGAUAAAUCAAAAGUAUAAGGCAGUAAAUAGCAAUAGUAAUAACAACCCUUGGUUUCUUAGUCAAUGGAAAUUAGUAAGAAUCCUCCAAAGAAAAGAUGA